Acaulospora morrowiae is the source of this 150-nucleotide messenger RNA. The record is from the annotation of a GenBank genome assembly. NCBI's taxonomy places the organism in Eukaryota, Fungi, Glomeromycota, Glomeromycetes, Diversisporales, Acaulosporaceae.
AUGCAUGAAUCUAAUCAAACCAGCCACCUCACAUCUGUAACACCUAAUAACAGCACAGAAAUGGAAAUUGAUGAGCAAAACACACGAGCCUCUGUUUCUUCACAAAUUGAGUCAGCUCCAGCCACAGUCAUUGGAUCCUGGGCAGAUGAA